Molecule: messenger RNA, 1530 nt
Organism: Vigna unguiculata (cowpea)
Lineage: Eukaryota; Viridiplantae; Streptophyta; Magnoliopsida; Fabales; Fabaceae
Gene: HBP5
Product: SOUL heme-binding family protein
Source: RefSeq, a predicted model, not a curated record
ACACAUGUGGACUACGUUGGUUCAUGUUUCUCCAAAUAUUUGGUGUGUGGCCAGGAUUCACUGUCUUCAGAUUCCAUACCAAUGGCCACUUCCACCCUCUCCCACCAAACUUCACGGCCGUUCCCCACGGCGUGCGCCAGUUCCAGCCCACCAAGCACCGCCGUUAGCCUACGGCGGCACCUCCCACCUCCUCCCAAGCCCCGAAAACUUUCUCUCAGUGUGAAAAACAGCAACCGCUUCAAGUGGGUCAUUCAGUCGAGCUUAGCGGAGCAAAGCCCACCCAAAACGUUCGACAUUCAAGAACUCGUGAGAUUUCUCUAUGACGAUCUCACACACCUCUUCGACGAUCAAGGUAUCGAUAAAACGGCCUAUGACGAACGUGUCUUCUUUCGAGACCCAAUCACCAAACACGAUACUUUGAGCGGCUACCUCUUCAACAUUGCCCUUCUCAAAACAAUAUUCAAUCCCCAGUUUCAGUUGCACUGGGUCAAACCGACAGGACCGUACGAGAUAACUACUAGGUGGACCAUGGUUAUGAAAUUCGCUCUGCUUCCUUGGAAACCGGAGCUCAUCUUUACUGGAACUUCCGUAAUGGGCAUUAACCCAGAAAAUGGCAAGUUUUGUACCCACGUGGACUUUUGGGAUUCAAUACAGAAAAAUGACUAUUUUUCUUUCGAAGGUCUGUUGGAUGUAAUCAGACAGUUGAGGAUUUAUAAGACACCGGAAUUAGAAACACCAAAAUACCAAGUAUUGAAAAGGACGGCAAAUUAUGAGGUUAGACAGUAUGAACCAUUCAUAGUAGUCGAAACAAAUGGAGACAAGCUAUCUGGGUCUACAGGCUUUAAUGAUGUUGCUGGAUAUAUAUUUGGAAAGAAUUCCACGAUGCAGAAGAUUCCAAUGACUACCCCUGUAUUCACUCAAAGCAAUGAUGCUGACCUGUCCAAAGUUUCAAUCCAAAUAGUUCUUCCAUCAGACAAAGAAACAGAAAGUUUACCAAGUCCUAAUCAAGAAACAGUUCGCUUGAGGAAGAAUGAGGGAGGCAUUGCCGCAGUAAUGAAGUUUAGUGGAAAACCCACAGAGGAUGUUGUUUGUGAAAAGGAGAAAAUCCUACGCUCCAACAUCAUUAAAGAUGGUCUUAAACCUCAGAUUGGUUGUUUGCUUGCACGAUACAAUGAUCCGGGUCGAACAUGGACCUUUACAAUGAGGAAUGAAGUGCUGAUAUGGCUAAAUGAUUUCUCCUUGGAUUAGCAUCAAUGCAGAAACCAUAGCUGCUGUUAUUGUCACUGCACACAACUAAUUUUUCCAUCAUAUAUUUGUCUGAGUAUAUGAAAAAUGUUGUUAAAAGUUCUGUGGUAAAGAAUGAGAGAUGUUUGGAACCAAAAGUAGGAAAUAUAAUUUGGAAAAAAGUUAAAUAGGAGAUUAUCAAAAUUCAUGUUUAUUAGCAACAACUCAUCAAGUUGUACGAGAACUAUGAAUGUUCUUUAUUACAUACAAUUCAUCAAAAGAAAAAGUGCUACUUCAAUAAGUUCA